GGCAAUGGCUCCUUGAGUCGAGCAGUCUUAGUGUUGAAGGAUCACUCGUUUGCUUCAUCGACCACCGGAAAGGCUGAUAAGAAGCCUCUCACAGACAAGGAUGAGAUAAUAUACAACUGCCUUUGGCGCUUCCUCCAACUUCGCGGCUAUGUCGAUCCUUCCUCACACAAAUUGACCAAAUGGGGCGAAGCUCUUUGCACCAUGCUGGAAACCCUCGCCAGUCAUCCAGGAUUGGAAGAAGCUGCUGUUGUCGCAAUUGAACUCGCGCGCCUAGGCUUACUCGACGCGGAAAACAUGUUCCCUACGUACAGCGGUGCACCCUUCCGCGGCUCCGAUACGGAUCGACGAAAUACGCUCCUUAUCUCUCGCGUCGCCUGUCUUGGCAAGCUGGAACACAACACCAUCGGUUUCACGGGACCACUAAGCAAACACCUUUUAGGCUACCAGUCCAUGAUCAAUACUGUCCGAGGCAGUUUACGAGACCUGAUGGAAGUCACCAUAACCCAGUUUUUCCUAAGCGGCGGUGCUGAGCGGGAUCGAUCUGACUUUACGGACCUAGGCCUGGAGCUGCCCUUCCUCCUUUCCAACGACUGCGGACUUGGGAUCGCCGUCAAAUCGUACCUUGACGAGCUCGUUGGAGCAUCCGACCGCAGCUCAGCGGAGGUCAAGGAGUCGGUGAAAGAGCGAGGCGCGACCGAGUGGUUCCCACACAGCGUUGAAUUCGCGAAAAACAUCGACAAAGCUUUCGUGUUAUGGGAUGCAGUAUGUUCCCCGAAGUUCUCUUUUGGACCUGCAAUAGUUGUUGCGAUAUUAACUAGUAAUCAGGUUUACAAAGGCAUUAAGACUGCCGGACGUCUCGUCGAGAACGCACGCCUUUUCGAUGAAGUCAACGAGUGGCUCGAGCCCCUCCGUUGACCAUAUUCUAUCAUCACAGCCUGAUGGAGCACAUGACUACCAUUACCCCACCAUGGUUUAAGGUGGUCCGACAUACUCCUUCUCAGAAGUGUUGUAUAUCAAUUUGAAGCGUUUUGUACGGAUGACUUGUCUCUUCGAACGUGGGCACAAACUGCAGUGGCGCUUGUACAAUGAAAUAUGUUCUUCAUGACGUUCAGUUUCUCCACUCCUUUACUAGGAUGUCCUUAUCUCUACAACUAGGAAUAUCACAGCGCACAAGUACCCGACUAUGAAGGUACCGCCGCGGACCGACCUCACAAGCCACAUCCGGCCUUCAUU
Molecule: messenger RNA, 1233 nt
Organism: Eremomyces bilateralis CBS 781.70
Lineage: Eukaryota; Fungi; Ascomycota; Dothideomycetes; Eremomycetales; Eremomycetaceae
Exons: 1
Coding region: 202-915 (237 amino acids)
Source: RefSeq, a predicted model, not a curated record